Messenger RNA from Etheostoma cragini (Arkansas darter), 2206 nucleotides. RefSeq names its product synapse-associated protein 1-like. Gene Ontology annotation, cellular component: cytoplasm; synapse. NCBI's taxonomy places the organism in Eukaryota, Metazoa, Chordata, Actinopteri, Perciformes, Percidae. Bases 147 to 1244 code for a protein of 365 amino acids. The record is from RefSeq and is a predicted model, not a curated record. The transcript has 9 exons.
GUAACAGACAACUUGAAUGGCACGAAGCAAACAGAGAAGAAAAAAACCUGUCGGUUUAGUUCCUGGUUGCAUAAAGUCAAGAAUCAUCUGUUCAGAUUGUUGUUUUUGUCAUCUGUUGGCGAAAGGGUCGUUUUAUUUGGAACGAAAUGUUCAAAAGCUUCGGGACGUGGUUGGGUUUGGAGGACCAGACGUACACGAAGAAGUCGGAGGACACAGAAAAGCUGAAUGUGGAGCAGGAAGAAAGGGUGGUGGAAGCACAAAACGAGGUAAACCAACAACAACCAGCUGACCAGGAUGGAGAACCAGAGGCCAAACAAGAAGAAAACUCUGAACUCGGGAAAGGACUCGGGGAUUACAUCUUCAGUUUUGCCACCAGUGCCACCAGGAAGAUCUCUGAUUCCGUGGUAGAGACGGCGCAGAGCAUCAAGAAGACUGUGGAAGAAGGGAAGAUCGACGGCAUCAUAGACAAGACUUUCCUUGGAGACUUUCAGAAGGAGCAAGAGAAGUUUGUCCAAGGGAAGAAGGCAAAAAAAUCAGAAGCGGCGGUGCCUCCCUGGGUCGGCUACAACGAGGAGGAGACGAUUCAGCAACAGAUCCUCGCUCUGUCCGCCGACAAGAGAAACUUCUUGCGAGACCCCCCCGCUGGUGUUCAGUUCCACUUCGACAUGGAGCAGAUGUAUCCUCUGGCUGCAGUGAUGCUGGAAGAAGACCAGCUCCUCAACUGCAUGCGCUUUGACCUGGUCCCAAAACAUGUGAAGGAGGAGGUGUUCUGGAGGAAUUAUUUCUACCGGGUGUCUCUGGUGAAGCAGUCGGCCCAGCUGACCGCGCUGGCAGCCCAGCAGCAGCAGAAGGACGGCGAGGACAGAGCGGCCAGUGUUUCCCCCGAGGACGUCGUUCUAACAGAUAAUGUCAGACCAAAAACACCACCAGUUUCCAUCAGCAACAUACAGGAUCCCCGUCAGGAGGAGGAGGAGGAGGAGAUGUCGACCAGCCCCGGAGUGUCGGAGUUUGUGAGUGAUGCUUUCGACUCAACAGGCAUCGACCAGGAGGACCUGAGGAAAGAGAUGGAGCAGCUGGUGCUGGAUAAGAAGAAGAGCGCCCCUUCUCCUGAUGACGAGUCCGCCGACUGGGAGAAGGAGCUGCAGCAGGAGCUCCAGGAGUACGAGGUGGUGAGCGGCUCCGACAACAAAGACGACCAAUGGGAUCAGGAGAUCGAGAAGAUGCUCCAGGCCGACGACUGCUAGACGAUCGCUGUGGGUUCAGCGAUCUCGCCCAGGAGGGGGGGGAAGUGACCGUGAUGCACAAGAGCAGGACCUUCCACAUUCCCCCCCCCCCCCCCCCCCCCCCCCCCCCCCCCCCCCCCCCCCCCCCCCCCCCCCCCCCCCCCCCCCCACCCCUCACACAACUGUGAUUAGUAUCUUUUAAACAUUCUCCUGUACCGGAGGAAGGUGUAGAUUCAUUAAUAGCAAAGGGUAUGCUCAGUAGGGCUACACGAUAUGAGGAAAAUACACAAUUACGUUGUUGAAUAUUAAAAGGCAGAUAACAGUGGACUCGGUUCAAAAUUUCUGCUGCGUGCAGUGUUCUGCUAAAAAAAAAAGAAAUUGAACAAAUUGAAUUGAAUAUAAAAAGGCACAACAAAAAAGAGUCUUUCCCGAUGUGUUUAUUGUGCCAGGUGAAAUCGGGAUUAAAAAGUUCAGGCGUAUUUAUAAAGUGCUACUUUAUUGCUCCCUCCUAAAUUAGUUUCCUCUACUUGCUUUCCCAAACCCUCUCUCUCUCUCUCUCUCUCUCUCUCUCUCUCUCUCUCUCUCUCUCUCUCUCUCUCUCUCUCUCGCGCUAGAGGGCGCUCCAGUGCAGUGGGUUUUAUAAUGGAGGGGGCUUGUUUUAAAAUGACAUGACAUUAUUUCACACUGCUGCUUUCUGGUGGGGUGUACAGUAUAGUCUGGGUAUAGUUAUAGUUAAAUGUAAAGUUCCAUGUAUGUAAAUAAAGAGGAUUUCUAACACUAUACUUCAAGUUGCAUUCCUCUUUCAUUACAUCUCCUCAUCAUCUAUCAUUUUGCAUUUUCUAUCGUGGUUUCACAAACUCCUGUGUGCACGUCUGCUUUGUUUCUGAAAUGCAGGAUAUUUUCUGUUUAACCCCUUGUUUUUCAAUAUGUAUUUGUUCUUGAUUAACAAAAAAGAAAACAUGAUUGCAUCAAGCAAUCAGCCA